CUUUAACCGUUGCGUAGUUAACAGUUCGAGAAGCAAUUGAGACGAUGAAACUCUUCGUUGCGCUUUCCUUUGCCUUAUUGGCUUACGCCACCGCCGAUGUUUCCCAUCUAGCGCACAGUGGCUAUCAUUAUCCUGCCCCAGCGCCUCACCACGAGGAGGCUCGGUCUGAGCCGAUAGCGCCACAAAACACUUAUCUCCCUCCAGCAGCACCAGCUCCACCUGCACACGAGUCUGUGCACUCACAUCCAAUUGCACCACCUCCACCACCACCACCGCCACCAGCACCAAAGAAUACUUACAUUCCACCUGCUCCUCCAGCACCACCCGCAGCUCCAGUUCAUGAGGCCGUGCAUUCACAUCCAAUUGCACCACCUCCACCACCACCACCACCACCAGCUCCCAAGAAUACUUACAUACCACCUGCUCCUCCAGCACCACCCGCAGCUCCAGUUCACGAGGCCGUGCGCUCGCAUCCCAUAGCUCCUCCUCCACCACCACCACCGCCACCAGCACCAAAGAAUACUUACAUUCCACCUGCUCCACCAGCUCCAGUUCAUGAGGCCGCGCACUCACGUCCAGUUGCACCUCCUCCACCACCACCACCACCAGCACCAAAAAAUACAUACAUACCACCUGCUCCACCAGCACCAGCAGCUCCAGUUCAUGAAGCCGUGCACUCGCGUCCAAUUGCCCCACCUCCUCCACCACCACCACCACCAGCUCCAAAGAAUACUUACAUACCACCUGCUCCACCAGCACCACCCGCAGCUCCAGUUCAUGAGGCCGUGCACUCGCGUCCAAUUGCUCCUCCUCCACCACCACCACCACCAGCACCAAAAAAUACAUAUAUUCCACCUGCGCCACCUGCCCCACCAGCACCGGCAGCUCCAAUUCAUGAGGCUGUGCACUCGGAUCCAAUUGCUCCAGCACCAGCACCAGCACCAGCUCCAGCUCCAGUAGCACCACAGAACACUUAUCUCCCACCAGCAGCCGCUCCAGCUCCCGAGCCAUCUGCAACCCUGGAGGCUGAUGGUUACCACUACAAGACCGUCCGUCGUGUCGUUUACAGACACCGUUUCUAAGUUAUGUUGCCUU
Molecule: messenger RNA, 1095 nt
Organism: Ceratitis capitata (Mediterranean fruit fly)
Lineage: Eukaryota; Metazoa; Arthropoda; Insecta; Diptera; Tephritidae
Product: leucine-rich repeat extensin-like protein 3
Exons: 2
Coding region: 45-1082 (345 amino acids)
Source: RefSeq, a predicted model, not a curated record